AACAGUACAUGCCUGUGGUUAGAUCGCAACGAAUCACGCAAACAACAUGAAAUUUUACGGCAUAACUGUUCUCUUGGCGCUUGCCGUCUUCGCCCAUGGCCUACCUACCAGUGCGAAAACGAAGCGAUCGAUUAGCGACAAUCUAGUAUCGCUUGUCAAGGACUUUCAGGAGGUAAUGAAGACUGGCGAUGAGGACGCGGGAAUCCCUGUGUUGGACCCCUUCGAAGCUGAUUCCGUUGACUUAUCCAUCGACGAAACUUCAGUAACAUUGGACGGCAAACUGACCAACUUGAAUGUCGUGGGUCUGUCGAAUUUCUCAAUCGACACCUUGACCUUCAGUCUAAUCGGAAUCAGGUUCACUUUCGAUUUCACAUGGCCCAGUAUCACCUUCAACACGGGAUAUUCGAUCGACGGUACGGUUUCGAGUGACAUAGAGGUCUACGGUAGUGGGAAUGCAACUGGCAAGAUCACCAACCUAUCCGUUUCCGGAACCGCCGCGCUAUCCGUGAGAAACUCGUAUCUCUACAUCCGCAGUUUGAGCAGUGAGAUCGGCUUGGAAGAUGUGGAAUUCAACAUCACUGGAAUCUGGAAUGACGAUGACGUAUCGAAGCUUAUAGGAGACGUAGUGGGUGACAUCGCCCCAGUACUCGUCGAGGACUACCAGGACGAAAUCACCACCUUUGUCAAUGAACUGGUUACCGAAUAUGCCAACGAUUACCUCGGCACUAUGACUCUGUCCGAUCUCAUUGGACUCCUCGGAUAAAUCAGUUUCCCAUUAUCCGCGGUUACAUGCUAUCCAAAUUUCAAUGUCGAGUAAAGCAUCGAUCAAAUGUUAAUCCUUCCUUUGACCGCAGGAUGAAAUGCGGAUCAAUAAAUAGACCGCUGA
Molecule: messenger RNA, 886 nt
Organism: Diprion similis
Lineage: Eukaryota; Metazoa; Arthropoda; Insecta; Hymenoptera; Diprionidae
Exons: 6
Coding region: 47-763 (238 amino acids)
Source: RefSeq, a predicted model, not a curated record